AUGAUUCCCAUUGCGGGUAUCCACCAUUACUGGAGUAUUUGGGACAAUGAUUGGGCGGAAUUUAAUGCUGCAACAUCCACAAUAGACGCUUUGCGACCAUCGAUUCGUUCGCCAGGCGUGUCCCCUCGCCACAGUCCCCGCGCCCCGCGGCGCGCCCCUCAGCCCGCUGAGAAUGCGUACGGAGAGCUCAGAGCUCCGCCUUUGCCGCCGAGGAAGAGUCUCUCGCCCGCAGAACCGGUUAUAGUGGCAGCUUCAAGCGUGCAGGACAUUGCUGCUGCAAGUUCACAAGUCUUUGCUGAACCAAGAAGGAGAUCGUCAUUAGAACCUGAACCGGACUCGAGACAUCGUUUGACUUCCAUAAUCACUGGUUCAACAGAAACUAUCACUGGCGUCAUAGACACAAGACAUGAGGUGCCGCCAGAUCCGAGAGCAUUCGAAAAACCACGUCGGGCUUGCACCCCUCAAUCAAACAGUAGACCUCUUCCUGCAACCCCACCCGAACGUCUUGCCGAAGCACCAACCCCGACUGAACCAAAACCGGACAACCGAAUUCUUGCAGACAGCCGAUAUAUACCGGAUCGACACGAUAGGCAUUUACCGGACAGACAAGAGAGAACCGUACCAGCAUUACCGGAUAAUCGAAUAGAAAGACCAGUUCCUAAUCCACCAGAAACUCGAGAACGGUUGCCUCUUCCUGAUACUAGGCAAAUGGACCAGAGACAAGAUCGGCACGUUCCUAUUCCAGACAGCAGAAGAGACGAAAGACACGUACCUGUACCAGAUAAUAGACAAGAAAGGUUUAUGGAAAGACCUGAAAGACAUCAAGAGAAUCGCUUAGCAGAUUGGCACGUACCUGAAAGACAAGAUAGGCAUGUUUUGUCAGACAAUAGACAAGAAAGACACUUGCCUGAAUCCAGGUUGGAUAACAGACAUAUGCCUGUAGAUAGUCAAAAAUUAGAUCGACAUGGGCUAGACAGGCAUACAGAUUUUAGAUUACCGCCAGAACGACCUCCAGAAAAGCCAGAUUUUAGAGCUCAAAUAGAAUCUAGGAAUAGUUUUGAUAGGGAGACCAGGGUUGAAAGCCGGGCACCGCCUAGGCAGAGAUCUUUACCUGCGUCGACUAGUGGGAGUGUUGAUCAACCUACUAAAUCGACUACGAUGCCUAAAUUUCCUUCUGAAGAUGCCAAGGAUCCGCCGUAUGAGAAUGUUGCCGUUGAGAAGAAUGAAUUGGCUGUGUUACCCAAGAAAAUCAACCCUUUAACACACGACAAGCACGGCAGAAAAUACGGCGACAACGUAUCGUAUGAAAACAUAAAUUUAGACUACAUCGCUCGCCUCGUGGGCGAGGGCUACCCUAAAGACAUAGUCGUACGCGCAUUGGGCAUCACUCGGAACGAUCUGGAAAUGGCCUGCGAUAUAUUACACGAGUUCGGAUCUAAAGGAACUAAUAAGUGUUUUAAUUUCCAGUUAAAACCAUCGAUAUCACAUUUCCCACAGCAUACAGAUCUCCAAAAAGCAGGUGAAGUCAUAUUUAAUAAUGAGAAAUUUAAUAUAUUGAAAGUUACUACCCAUACUGUGACAGAUUAUUUUGAAGAUUUUAUGUUGGGGAAGAAAAGGCCAAAUCCAACUAAGAGACUUUUUGUUGAUGAUAAUUCAUUUAGGCAUCAGUGGAGCGGAUUCAACGAUAAACCUCAGAGUUUGAGAAAAACUGAAAUUAUAAAAGACACUUUCGACAAGGUUGCGAAAGACAACAUUUUAAUUGAAAACAAUAAUUCGUCAAUGUUACCUAGUAACAGUGAAAAAGAAAAAAAUGUGGAAAGUAAUAUAAGUGCCGCCACUAAAGCCUCGAGUAAAAGCGUUGAAAAUCCUGACAAUAAUGAAAACAGUUCAGAAGAUACUAAUGCCUCAACAAUAAAAGAGGAUAUAUCUGAAAUUAAAUAUUCUGGCAAACCAAGCACUUUGAAAAGACAAUACGACGACAAAAAAGCUCAAGCAUAUAAAAAAAAUAUGUUUGACUCAGAAGUAAGAUUACGGAAAGGAGAGCCAGCUAAAUCACCUGACAAAGAACGAACUGUGGUCCAAACAACAUUCUUUUGUCCAUUUUUUGGAAUUAUAACUAUGUCUGCUUUCGUUGAUUGA
This is a messenger RNA of Arctia plantaginis, 2139 nucleotides long. Lineage: Eukaryota; Metazoa; Arthropoda; Insecta; Lepidoptera; Erebidae. The record is from the annotation of a GenBank genome assembly.